CGACGCGCGGGACAACUCCGUAGAGAGUUUUAUUUUUCGGGGGCGAUUUGCAAAAGGAGGAGGACGGUUUUUAUUCCCAGCUGCCGCUUCGCAGGCCGACGAGGAACAAGACUCGUCUCCCACUUCCUGGUUCGCCAACAGGAUGUUGGUGAGCCCCGCCGCGCUGUGCUAGAGAUCCGCCGGCAGCUGGUUCCCUUCCCAGAGGUCAGAGGUCAGAGGUCAGGGGUCAGGGGUGAGGACCUCACCGACGGGUCGGCAUGUCGGUGACCCCUCGGCGCGUGCGCCUGAAGCCGUGGCUGGUGGCGCAGGUGGACAGCGGGCGAUACCCGGGGCUGGUGUGGCUCGACCGCGAGGCCAUGCGCUUCAGUAUCCCAUGGAAACACGCCACCCGACACACGCCGCAGCACGAGGACGAGGACACCAUAUUUAAGGCGUGGGCUGUGGAGACCGGGAAGUUCCAGGAGGGGGUUGACGAACCGGAUCCCGCAAAGUGGAAAGCUCAGCUCCGAUGUGCCCUGAACAAAAGCCGAGAAUUCAACCUCAUCUACGACGGCACCAAGGAGGUCCCCAUGAAUCCUCUGAAGAUAUACAACGUGUGCGACAUCCCGCAGCCGCUCAGUAACCAAGGCUCCUCAGACGCUGGUUCUUGGACUCCACACGAGGAAGAUGGUGGUGACGAAGAUAUUCCAGAUACACCAGAAUCUCUCCCUCCGUACCCAUCCAAUGGCCCCAGCCCGUCUCCUCUCAUCAUGUGGUCUCCCAUGGGCUCAGACUCGUCCAUGCAGCCUCCAAGUUGCCCCCCUUCAAACGAGGCCUGGCCCAAAGAGGAGCCCGUAGAGAUCUGGCCCAAACAGGAGCCCGUGGACGUGGAGAUGCACCCCACACCCCUGGCUACAAUGCCGCCUGCGCCGAUCUUACAGCCCCCUUCUCUACCCGAGGCCUUUUUUGCCUCCCCAGAAACGUGGAUUAGUUCCCUCCCAAUGACAGACCUGGAGGUUCAGUUUCUGUACCGAGGGAAGGAAAUGUGUCCCACGCUGACCGUCAGUAACCCCCAGGGCUGCAGGCUGUUCUACGGAGACCUCGGCCCCAUGGUCAACCAGGAAGAGCUGUUCGGGCCGGUGAACCUGGAACAGCUGCGCUUCCCGACCACGGAGCACAUUACCAAUGACAAGCAGAGGGUCUUCACCAACCGUCUGCUGGAUGUGAUGGACAGGGGUCUGAUCCUGGAGGUCAGUGGCCACGACAUCUACGCGAUCCGCCUCUGCCAGUGUAAGGUGUACUGGUCCGGACCCUGCGCUCCAAAUCCAGCUGCACCGAACCUUAUAGAGCGUCAGAGGAGGGUCAAACUCUUUUGCCUGGAGUCUUUUCUCAGCGGUUUGAUAUGCCAACAGCGUGGCCAGGCGCCAACACCCCCUCAGUUUGAAAUCAACCUGUGUUUUGGAGAGGAGUGGCCUGACGGAAGGCCCAAGGAGAGGAAACUUAUCAUGGUCCAGGUGAUUCCAGUGGUGGCCCGCAUGAUAAGCGAGAUGUUUUCCGGAGACAACACGCGAUCCUUUGACAGCGGCAGCGUGCGCCUGCAGAUUUCUAUCCCAGAUAUCAAAGACAACAUAGUAACCCACCUAAAGCAGCUGUACUGCCUGCUGCAGACCCACCAGGGUCAGGAUGGCUGGGCGCUGCCCCCGGGGGCCGGUCUGAAUAUCACCCAGGCCCUGCAGGCACAGUGAAGCAGCUGACACUGUCAAUGUAUUUCUCUGUUGGUUUCACACUGCUACUAAGAGUUAUCUGUCGUUAGCAAAGAAGUACUUAUUUCUAAUCUUAUUUAGACAUGUGCACCAUAUAGUAUAGGGUGCUGUUGCUUUUCAGCUUUUUUUUCUAGUAUGACUGUGCCGUGACGAAGCGGCUCUGUAUAUAAGAGCCUGCACUCACACAACGCAGUAGACCGAUGUGGUGAUUGCUUGGGCCAAAGUCCUGUUUGCUGCGAGGGAACAUUUAACAUAGUUAAUGAGUUACAGAAAUUGCCCUGUGCUUUAUUUAUCCCAAACAGGUCAGUGAUUACCGAACCUUCCUUUGGGAUCUGUCGUUCAUGAAACUAUAUAUUUGGACCUUUCUCUAUGUUUUGAAGCAACAUAUCUAUCAUGGGCUUUGUAUAUUUUAAGAGAAAUGAAGGCAAUUGUGAAUUAAACCAGGGGUUUCCAGCUCCCAUUAUCCUGUGCACAUUGCAUUUUUUUUAACAGAUGACGCGACCAAAGGUAAAGGUCUUUGCCUGCAGUUUUGUAUUGAGUCAUUUUAUUUUUCCAGAUAUGUUGUAGGAUAGUAGGUAUAUUCAUAUCUUUGAUUUUAAUCAAUUCACCAUUUAUCCUGCCAGCCAUUUAACUAGAUAAUGUUCAGCCAUAGGGAUCUGUUUUAACAUGGAUGCCACUGCACUUUGGCUGAAUGAGUUGUGGCUCGUUGAAGUGCAUUUAUCCUUCGAUUGUAGGUUUAUUUUAUCAAUAAAAAUCCCAAAAUUA
Messenger RNA from Scophthalmus maximus (turbot), 2507 nucleotides. RefSeq names its product interferon regulatory factor 6 (gene irf6). The transcript is spliced from 8 exons. The record is from RefSeq and is a predicted model, not a curated record. Gene Ontology annotation, molecular function: DNA-binding transcription factor activity, RNA polymerase II-specific; protein binding; RNA polymerase II cis-regulatory region sequence-specific DNA binding. Gene Ontology annotation, cellular component: nucleus. Gene Ontology annotation, biological process: regulation of transcription by RNA polymerase II; immune system process. NCBI's taxonomy places the organism in Eukaryota, Metazoa, Chordata, Actinopteri, Pleuronectiformes, Scophthalmidae. Bases 258 to 1724 code for a protein of 488 amino acids.